AUGGGAUCUACUGAAAACACUCACACCACCGAGCGUCGCUUCGGAACAUUGGCCGUCCACGCCGGUGCGCCUCACGACCCUGUGACUGGUGCUGUCAUCGCUCCCAUCUCCCUCUCCACCACCUUCGCUCAGACCAGCGUCGGUAGCCCUGUCGGUCUCUACGAGUACACUCGUAGCUCCAACCCCAACCGCGACAACUUUGAGCAAUCGAUUGCCGCUCUCGAGAACGCCAAGUACGCCCUUGCUUUCUCUUCUGGCUCUGCCACUACUGCUGUUGUCCUGCAAUCUCUGGCCGCGGGAUCUCACGUUGUCUCGGUCUCCAAUGUCUACGGUGGUACCCACCGCUACUUCACCAAGGUCGCCGCCGCCCACGGCGUUCAUGUGACCUUCUCUCCUUCCAUUGAGCUUCACGUCGAGGACCUCAUCCGUCCUAAUGAGACUAAGCUCAUCUGGAUCGAGACCCCCUCCAACCCCACCCUCGGCCUGGUCGAUAUCCAAGCCGUUGCCGAGAUUGCCCACCGCCAUGGCAUUCUCGUCGUCGUCGACAACACCUUCAUGAGCCCCUACGUUCAGAACCCGCUCAACCACGGUGCCGACAUUGUCGUCCACUCCGUGACCAAGUACAUCAACGGCCACUCUGAUGUCCUCAUGGGCGUUGCCGCCUUCAACUCCGAGGCCCUAAACGAGCGCCUCACCUUCCUGCAAAACGCCAUCGGCGCCGUCCCCUCACCAUUUGACUGCUGGCUCGCCCACCGCGGUCUAAAGACCCUCCACCUCCGCGCCCGCGAAGCCACCAAGAACGCCACCACCGUCGCCAAGGCCCUCGAAGCCUCCCAGCAUGUCAUUUCCGUCAACUACCCGGGCAUCGACUCGCACCCCGACCGCGCGAUCGCACUCAAGCAGCACCGCGACGGUAUGGGCGGCGGCAUGCUCAGCUUCCGCAUCAAGGGCGGCCAGGCCGCCGCGCACAACUUCUGCAAGUACACUAAGGUUUUCACUCUGGCUGAGAGUCUUGGUGGUGUUGAGUCGUUGUGCGAGGUUCCCUCCAGCAUGACUCAUGCUGGUAUUCCUAAGGAUCAGCGUGAGGCUGCGGGUGUUUAUGAUGAUCUUGUUCGCAUGAGCUGCGGUAUUGAGGAUUCGGAGGAUCUGAAGGAAGAUGUGCUUAAGGCUUUGGAGCUUGCUGCUUCUGGUAAGAAUGGUAGCGCUUAA
Molecule: messenger RNA, 1209 nt
Organism: Penicillium waksmanii
Lineage: Eukaryota; Fungi; Ascomycota; Eurotiomycetes; Eurotiales; Aspergillaceae
Product: cystathionine gamma-lyase CYS3
Exons: 4
Coding region: 1-1209 (402 amino acids)
Biological process (GO): transsulfuration
Cellular component (GO): cytoplasm
Molecular function (GO): cystathionine gamma-lyase activity; pyridoxal phosphate binding
Source: RefSeq, a predicted model, not a curated record